This is a messenger RNA of Hermetia illucens (black soldier fly), 914 nucleotides long. RefSeq lists its product as uncharacterized. Bases 100 to 861 code for a protein of 253 amino acids. NCBI's taxonomy places the organism in Eukaryota, Metazoa, Arthropoda, Insecta, Diptera, Stratiomyidae. The transcript is spliced from 2 exons. The record is from RefSeq and is a predicted model, not a curated record.
CCUGCGGCAUAUAAAAAGUGGGACACUCAUUCUAGUCAGUUUAGUAAGUGAUUCUGAAGACAUCGCAUAACAUUUAGGAACCAAGCAGGGAAGAGUGAGAUGACUGCGGCUAUAUUCAUUUUCACCAGCAUUAUCCUGGUUCUGUUUCAUGGCCAAUCAGUUGCAGGACAACAGCAAGCAGGAAACGUGACGGUCGACCAGCAAAAUGAAAUCCUGAAUAAUUCGAAAACUGUUAUGGAGUCAGUUUUCCUACCCAUCUUCGGUUGGACCGACUCAAUGGAUACUCUAGUGUCGUGUCUAGUCUCAUUGCUCGAAAUGGCAACCGUCUCAGCGCCCACCACUGGCAUCGCCAAUGCUGAAGUUAGCGCAUCUAUAGAAAACUUCAAAACGGUUAUCCAACGACUCAUUGGAGAGCUCCAAACAGCUGCAAAUGAACUCAAAUUGCGUGUGGAAGCGCUGCGUAUGGGAAUGCAAACGUGUCAAGACACCCUUAAUCAGAGCAUCGAGAAAAUCAGAACUGUUGGUAAAUGCACCCUAAAGCAGCUCUACGUACUUGCGAACCAGAUACGCAACUGCACGUUCCGAGCUUUGACCGCCUCCAAGUCGGAAGUGGCCAUCAUCCAAGAUGGUAUCUCAGAUACUUACCUGGAAUUACAUAAUAUCCACAUGCGUAUGGCGCAUUGCACCUUGAUGAAUCCUAAAAACGCUGUUCCUUGCAUUGAGGUACUCACUACAGAAUUGCCUGAUAUAAUCGAUUCGGUUCGAGCGGAUAUACCUGGUGCAGAUGUUGCAAAAACGUUGGAAGGAAUUAAUAGAUGUUCGACGAAGAUAUCUCAAAAUGUAGAUACCAUGUGUGCUUAAUAAAAAAAUGGUUCUUUUUAAAUAAAUGGGAGAGAUUGCGAAUGUGUCAUGAA